Messenger RNA from Solanum dulcamara, 4442 nucleotides. RefSeq lists its product as uncharacterized. The transcript has 18 exons. The coding region runs from base 97 to 4140 and encodes 1347 amino acids. Gene Ontology annotation, molecular function: chromatin binding. Gene Ontology annotation, biological process: mitotic DNA replication checkpoint signaling; DNA damage checkpoint signaling; DNA repair. The record is from RefSeq and is a predicted model, not a curated record. NCBI's taxonomy places the organism in Eukaryota, Viridiplantae, Streptophyta, Magnoliopsida, Solanales, Solanaceae.
AGAAAAACGAAAAAAGCAAAGGGGAAAUUCUGGGGAGCCCUCUUCAUUUGAAUUGGAAUUCCCAAAUUGCAAAAAACCCUAACCAAAGCUGAUCCAAUGGAGGAUGUUGAAGCAGUGGAAGAAGGACUUCGUAGCAGGCGAAAGCUAGUCCAGUCGACGCUGUUUCCGAGCAGUGCGAAGCAGAUUCCAGUUAAAGGUGGAGCUGAGGAAGCUGAAGAAAGGAGAGUAAAUGAAGAAGAAGAGGAUGAGGAGGAAGAGUGGUGUGCGAGCCAAGAAAACGGAAACAAGACGAAAGGAAAACAGAGAAAGAAGAGAAAUUCCAAGGCAACAACGCCGCAGACUCAGUCAAGAGCUUCUAAGAAGGUUGCUCUAAAUGGUAGAGAAACUUCAAGCCAGGAAAUGCCUGAUGGAGAGUCUUCAGUUAUUGUCAAAAAUGAUUUCUUUCUAAAGCUUUCAGAGAGAAAGAAUCAGAAAAGACAGCAAAAUGAACAGCUAUACACCGAGUCACCUGAAAAGAUCCAAAAAUCUUGCUCACCUCCUGAGUUUACUGCAAAUAAGAGGACUCCUCGGUCUAAGAAGAAGCUUGCUAGAUCAACACCAGAGGAAGGCCAACUGGAUAUUAAAGCCAGAAAAAACAUGCUGAACAGUGUAUCGACAGAAGCAUGUUUGGUUCCACGUAACCUUAUGCAGGAUGAAUCAAUGUUACACUCGAUUCCUGAUCUCCGAAUGGAGGCUAAAAAGAUAGCUGAGGAGAAUUCCCGCAGAUAUGCAGGGAAACAAAUACAUCCUUUUUUUCAUUCCUUGAAAAUGGGUAAGAAGAGCCAAGAAGUGAUUGAUGUGGAGAGUAACUGGUACUCUUCUGAGGGAGAGGGAAAAAGCCUUGCUUUCAGCCCUAUUCAUGUAUUUGAAAUAGUUACGGAGGAUGAAACUGCCUUUGAUUGGGGUCACUGGAUCUUUUCUGAUGCUUGUUUUCUUGAUGCUGAUGUUGUGCUAGAAUGUGGAAGCUCUUCACUCUCUGAAGGUUCCGCCACCUCUCUACAAUUUGAUAACUUCUCUUCCAUCUCUUAUCCGAAGAGAACAUUGUCACACCAAAACAAGAUUGCACUGAAUCAACAUGCUACUUCACAAGAUGAAGUGGUUUCUGAUCAUUCGUCUAGAGAAACAAAAUUAUAUCAUUCAGCAUUAUCCGUAGUUGCUGAGGAACAAGUCACCCACUCUGAGCAGCUAAAGAAUGUGAGAGUGGAAAAUGUAGUGGACUCCCUCCAAAAUAACCUUAGCAGUUCAGAUGCCAAGAAGCAAGGUCAAUUUCUUCAAGAAAGGGUAGUGUUUGACUACCAGAACUGUCCCAGUCAGCCUAAAAGUUGUCUAUGGACUAACAAAUAUCAGCCUGAGAGAGCUUUUCAGGUAUGCGGUAAUAGCGAGCCAGUGAAACUUUUAAGUGAAUGGCUGCAUCUUUGGCAUGAAAAAGCUUCUCGCACAAGCAAAUCAUGCAUUCAUAGUGAUAGCGAUACUCUUCAAGACUUCUCCGACAGCCUUUAUGAAAGUGAAGCUGACUCUACAAAUGAAGAACAGCUGAAGAAUGUCUUUCUGGUAUCUGGACCAGUUGGGAGCGGGAAGUCGGCUGCAAUUUACGCCUGUGCUAAAGAACAGGGAUUUCAAGUUAUUGAGGUUAAUGCAUCAGAUUGGCGAAAUGGUGCUCUUGUGAAACAGAGAUUUGGAGAGGCUGUAGAAUCUCACUGGCUUCAACGGAUGCAAAAAGAUUCAGUGUAUUCAGUGUCUGGUGGUGGAGUUAUUGAAGCGAUACCUUUGUCUGAUGAGGAAAAUGCUCUAAAUGCCUCAGGAGUACAAAGAAAUCAAGUCUGCAGGGAGGAGAUAACUGCUAAUCAUCAGGGUGAAACUAAGACUCUAAUCCUUUUUGAGGAUGUGGAUACCGCUCUUUGUGAAGACCGUGGUUUUGUCUCUACCAUUCAACAACUUGCGGGGACUGCAAAGCGGCCCAUGAUAUUAACUAGCAAUAGUGACAAUCCGGUGCUCCCAAAUAAUUUAGAUAGGUUACACGUGUGCUUUAUGAUGCCAUCUUUGGAGGAGCUCCUUGGACUUGUGCACAUGGUUUGUGCUGGAGAACAAGUUAAAAUUCACCCAAUGCUGGUAGAGAGGUUUGUUGAUCAUUGCCUUGGAGAUAUUCGUAAAACUAUUAUGUAUCUCCAGUUCUGGUGUCAAGGCCAAACUUUGGAGAAAGAACCAGGUGAUGACCUGCAGCUAAGAUAUAGUCCUCUUCAGUUUGAUCUAGAUGCUGGUCAUCUGCUACUACCGAAAAUUAUCCAUUGGGAUGAUUUCCCAUCUCCACUAUCAGAACUUGUGGAUGAGGAGAUAACUAAGUCGAUGAGAGUAGAAGAAGAUAGCUACUGGGUGAACGAGAUAGCUGAGGAAGAUGAGCUAAACAAUAUUACAGAAAAGAACAAUUUUAGGAGUCACGAUAUGGGUGCAAACAAUGUUAAUGGAAAAAAGGACGCAAUGUUGAGCUUGCUCUACUCAUUUCAGGAUCACAAUGAGUGUACUAUGUUUGGUACUAAUUCAGAAUUUUCUGAUGCCUCUGAAUCACCAAUUGCAUUCACUCGAAGAAAUACGCUGAGAAAACUUGAUAGAGUCAUGUCUUCAGAUUCUGAGGAGGAAUGUAGCAGAGUUCCCUUGUCUUUAGAUCAACCUGAUACCAUAAAUGAGGAGAUUGAAACAGCAUGCAGUUCCCCCUCCCAUUUUUCAGCCACUGAAAUCUCCUGCAGUUUAUUGACAGAGAAUCUUCAUUUCAAAGCUAAAAGGUUGAAAAGAAAUUAUUUGGAGACAACUGAUUAUUCUACUGUGAAUGUCGUAAGCAAGUCUGUAAAUGUUUCCUGUGUGCCAGAGUCAUCAUUCAUCCCUGAGACUCUGCUUACUACUGGUUCGGAAUUAAUUUCACAUGCGGAGUCAUAUAAUGCUAUUGAUAUCAAAGUGGAGGCUAAUUAUGGUAGCAAUUUGUCCCUUCCAAGUAUGUAUCCACUCAAGGUUGAGAAACUUGAUGAAACUGUUCUUCUAUCUUCCGAGUAUCAGGAGUUGCAGGGUUGUAGUUCUGAUAGAAUAACAAAAUCAAUUCCUGGUGAGGUUGGUAGUUCUGAUAGAAUAACAAAAUCAAUUCCUGGUGAGGUUGGUAGUUCUGAUAGAAUAACAAAAUCAAUUCCUGGUGAGGUUGGUAGUUCUGAUAGAAAAACAAAAUCUAUUCCUGGAGAGGUCAUGGAGCAUUUUAACGGAAAAUGCAUGGAGGAUGUUCCGAGUGGAUAUCGGGUGUUGGAUGAGUGUAGCCGCAUGGACUUCAGCAAAAGUUCUACAUCCUUUAAGACUACUGUGCAGCCUAACCUGAAUACUUCUGUUCAGGAAACAUGGAGAAGACUUCGUGAAGGUUACCUGGACCUGAAACAGUAUAUCACCCCAGAGCAGAAAGAAUCUUCUCAGAUUCUUAAUGUUGCUCAUGAAAUGAGUGAUUUAAUUUCAGUGGCUGAUUUAUUACUUACUGACUGCAAACACCUUCUACCUGAUUCUUUGGAGCCUUCAAUGAUCCCUAUCAAAGAAUCACAUUCAUAUAACUGGCAUGAUGACCAGUUGAAGAUUUUUUCAGUUUUUGCUCAACAUGGAGUUUGCUUUUUUGCAAAAGAGAUUGCUUCUCUCAGACCGAGCACUUCAUCUGUACAUGAGGUGGAUUUGACCUGGGAGAUGUUGGCAUCCACAAAUAGUACAAUGGCUCUGGGAAAGAUGGUUGGACAGAGUAAGGGAAAACACGAAGGUUUGCAUUUAAGGCUACCAAGAAUUUGUCCUUCCUUCAGAAGCAAAGUGGACCGCAAUGCAUACAACUUACUUCAGUCUGUUGUUCCAUUGCGCUCACACAUUGCACUGAAAGGUGAUUCAUUUCAUGAAUAUCUCUCUUCAUUGAGCCAAAUCUCAAGAUUUGGAACCACCCGGUUAUCAGAAAGCAUUGAUAGGAGAAGACAGAGAAGGGCACGUGCCGGUCAACACUACCUGAGUUCUGGUAGAUUAGGUUUGACUCAAGAUGAUGUCUCAUUACUGGGCCAAUAUAAUUUCUACCAGAAAGUUUCACCAGGGUCAGAGGCUUAAUGUACAUAUAAUUUAGUUGGAGAUGGAUUCCAUCCCACCCCCGUGAAACGGGAGAGGGAGGCAAUGUAUAAUCAGUUGAUUAUUGUAAGUGCCAUGGCCAGGCAGUAGUUGAAUUGUCUGAAAGCAUGGACGACAAAGAUAAAGGUUAGGAAUAGGCACACUAAUUUAGUAGCAGAAUGUAAUUUAGUAAUUUCUUCAUUGUAAGUCAUACGUAGUCUUGUACUGUCAAAACUAUACAGUUUUAUAGCAAGUAAAUUCAAAAUAAAUGUUGGAAAAAAAAUGAAUCCAUUUUGCUCGAGUUA